Molecule: messenger RNA, 1802 nt
Organism: Nelumbo nucifera (sacred lotus)
Lineage: Eukaryota; Viridiplantae; Streptophyta; Magnoliopsida; Proteales; Nelumbonaceae
Product: adenylate isopentenyltransferase 5, chloroplastic
Biological process (GO): cytokinin biosynthetic process; tRNA modification
Cellular component (GO): mitochondrion
Molecular function (GO): tRNA dimethylallyltransferase activity
Source: RefSeq, a predicted model, not a curated record
CCCACUUAGACCUCGUGUUCUCAGCUUCUCGCUUCAAACUCCAACUUAGUUCCAUCGCCUCAAUUCCCCCGGGAAAUUCUCUCCCUUCCUCGUUCUCUCAGUCCUCAAGUAAGCGUGGUUGCUGCAAUAUUUUUAAAUUAUACAUAUGCACACAUAGCUUUACGUGGUGCCGACAGAGAUAUCAAGUUAUUUAUUUAUUUAUUUUUGUUAGAGAGAGAGAGACUCGACCCAAUUUUCAGAGCACUCAUUUCCAUCCCGGCUUUCAGACAGCAGCUUUUCCAGCUUUUCCCUCCUACAUCUCUUGCUUUUGCUUUCCUCUGUGAGCGUCAGAAGCUGUACGGGUUCUUUGAUUUCUCCUCUGCUCGCCGCGUCCGGGAGAUUACAUUUACAUUCAUAGUUUCAUACAGUUUUUUUUUUUCUUCUUUUUCGAAUUCCAAUAUGAGGAUUUUCAUGUCGAUGGCCUGUAAGCAAGCUCUUCCCUUUCUAAAUUUUCCGGGCGGCGGAAUGGGAAUGGAGUCGUUCACCGUUCGCCGCCCGAAAGACAAGGUCGUGUUCGUCAUGGGAGCGACGGGCACCGGAAAAUCGAAGCUCUCGAUCGACCUUGCCACUCGCUUCCCUGCCGAGAUUGUGAAUUCUGAUAAAAUGCAAGUGUACGAGGGGCUGGAUAUCGUCACCAACAAGGUUACUGAAGAGGAGCAGCGGGGCAUCCCACAUCAUCUGCUGGGAGUGGUGGAUCCUGACGCUGACUUCACAGCAUUGGAUUUCUGCCGCUCGGCUUCCCACGCCAUCGAGUCGAUCGUGAGUCGCGACCGGCUUCCCAUCAUCGUGGGUGGCUCCAACUCGUACAUUCAUGCGCUCGUCAACGACGAUCUUGAGUUCCGGUCGAGGUACGAGUGUUGCUUCCUCUGGGUGGACGUGUGCUUGCCUGUGCUCCACUCGUCUGUGUCCAAGCGAGUGGACCGCAUGGUCGAGGCCGGGUUGGUUGACGAGGUGCGGAGGUUCUUUGAACCGGAAGCUGACUAUUCUCGAGGAAUCAGGCGGGCCAUCGGGGUGCCGGAGAUGGACAGGUUCCUCCGAGMAGAAGCUUCAGCACUGAAGGACGAAGAAAUCCUGGCGAUACUCCUCGAGGAGGCGAUCGAGGAGAUCAAGGUGAACACCUGCACGUUAGCCCGUUGCCAGUUGCAGAAAAUUUAUCGGCUGAAGGAGCUGCUGCGGGGGAAAAUGCACUGCCUCGACGCCACCGAAGUGUUCUUGAAGCACGGCAAGGAAGCGGAGGAGACCUGGGAGAAGCUGGUGGCAGGGCCAGGCACCAACAUCGUCAGGCAUUUCUUCUACAAAGCCGAAGACCACGCUCCCACCGCCUCCGCCGCUGCGGCAACCAUCAAAGCGGCGGUCAUGGGGAAGGCAGUGGCAGCUGCGACUCGGUGAGCUAAAAAAGGCUAAUCAAUAAAUGGCUCCCUGGACAAUGUUGCCACGUGGCAAGAAUCUUUCAUGUCACUAUCAGGGAGCCAGAGUCGUUAUUGCAACCAAAAAUUGUGCGGCCGUACGGUUCGGAGAAUUUUCCUGAAAUUAUUUCUCCAACAGUCCGACUGCUGGCUGUUUUCCGGGUAGAGCACUAGAGCUGCUGCUCCCUCCAUUCUACAUUUUCUACUUCUUAUAGCGAGCGAGAAUCGGUACCUGGGCCCCACCGUGCGUUGUAGUUUCCUUUUCUUUUAAUUCCGUUUAACACCUUAUAAUUUGAGAUAUAUAAUGUAUGAGCUGGUAUGUUGGUUUAGUGGGAAUACAAAUAUCUAUUGAAUUCA